Messenger RNA from Naegleria lovaniensis, 1974 nucleotides. RefSeq lists its product as uncharacterized. Lineage: Eukaryota; Heterolobosea; Eutetramitea; Acrasida; Naegleriidae. The transcript is spliced from 2 exons. The record is from RefSeq and is a predicted model, not a curated record. The coding region runs from base 1 to 1974 and encodes 657 amino acids.
AUGUCUCAUCAACAAACAACGGUGUCAAUGCUGAUCGCAGCCAACUAUCAGCAAUAUGUUGAUUAUGUUGUGUAUUACAUUUCCGAGCAUCCAUUCUUUAAAAACAAUCCUAAAUUCCCUCCAGAAAGUAUUAAACAAAUUGCAAUCUUUUUUAUUCAUGAAGCCCAAAAGACUUGUUCUACUCCAGAAGAAUUAAAUAGCUAUUUGCAAAUCAUCCCAAAGAAAGCAGAAGAAUAUUAUAGGCCUCAACUGGAUGCAAGUACUCAUCGACAACAGCCUAAAACAACACCGACAUCUCAACCACAGCAACAACAAGCACAACCUGAACUCAAACAGGAGACUUCUACUACUCAUGUACAGCCUUCUACUGCUCCUCCUGAUCAAAAGCAACAAGUUAAAACAUCUACUACACCACAAUCAUCACCCCAACCAGCUCAAAGCCCUUCACAACAACCCAAUGUCGCCGAAUCCAUCUCAUACGAAUCAUUAACCAGUCCAGAACUGAUCAAGAAAGAGUUUUGGAGAGUUUUUUUUACUUUAAAAAAAAGGAAAGUUGGAAAUGUGGAUUUAAUAGUUCAUUUAUAUGAAGAAUUUAAGAAACUUUCGCCUCAAAUACAGUCAUGGAUCCAUAAAGUAACAGAAACGCCUGACAAUGGAGAUCUAUUAGCAGAGUUACAAGACAUUGACAACAAGUUUAAGAGGCUGAUAAAAUUUGUGAAAGAUUGUUUUUUAAGCAUUCAUGAGCAUUAUCAUAAAUACAUGGAAGUUCUCAAGGAGCUGGACCCAAAGGAACGAGAGAGCAAAGCUUUCAAUAAUCUAGUUGAAAAAUCUCCGGUGGAAACAUCAAAGGAAAAAAUCAAACUUUUAACACAAAUGGAGGUAAUUUUGACUACAGAAAAAGACAAACUCACUAAAUUUUCUGGAAAAUACGAAAAGAAGCUGGAGGAAAUUCAAAGAGUUAAACAAGAGGCUCAAGAAUUUUUAAAAUCACUUUCAGACCCAAAGAAGAAAUUGGAAAACGACCAACGUCUGAGCCAAAUAUUUGACAAAGUUAAGAAACAUAUACAUGUACCCACAUUUGAUGAUUUACUUGAAGAAAGUUCUGAAAAACGUAAAAUGGACCAAAUAGAGGAGGAGUUACCAUCGAAGAGUAGAAAAUUCGAGAAUGGGUCUUUGGAGAACGAAGUGCGUAGAACUCGACUUUUCAGCGCUUUUCUUAAAUCAUUACUUCACCGGCAAUAUUAUGAUUCACUCUCAUUUAUGAACUUUAUUUCUCAAUUUACUAAUUCCCUUAAACAGCAUCUGAAGAUCGAAAACGGAUCAAACUUAGAUGCCUCCAUUGACUUGGAUAUUAGACAUUACACCAAACAAGAAUUAGAAGCAACUAACCAAGCAGAAGAAGAAUCCUCUACUGGUGUUGUAUCAUCACCGGCAUCACUUUCAUCAAUGAGAUCAACAUCAGAAUCAUCCAUGGCAACGAAUCUUACUGAUUUACAAUCUCUAUCCAUAUUUCAAAGUGAAGGCUUUGUUGAAAAUUCUGUAAAUUAUGUCAUUGAGGUCGCUAUCAGCAUUCACCUUUCUAGACGCUUUAACCAGAAAGAAACGGAAAGAACCUCAGCUCAAUCCUCGUCAUCAGUUGACCUUUUACUUUGCCCACCCUUGAGAAUAUUUGUAAACUUCCAUCCAGAAUCUAACUCAAUUCAAAUCAUGGAUCCUGGAGUUGAUUUUAACUUGGACAAUGCAAGCAUAUUUCCUUCGAAACAAAACUCCUUGAUCAUUCCAACAACAGAAUUUCUGCCAACUGCUCAUUAUUCCCUUCUCUCAAAUACUCUUUUUCAAGCUGUGAAACAAGCAAUCAUCAAAACAUGUAUGAAUGGCACUGUACAGCCUUCUGAAAACCAAAUUCUCUCCCUUAUUCAUGCAUACGUACAAACAAGCACUCAAGCUCUUGAUGCCAUUAAUGUUGGUAUCUAG